GAAAAAAUGGUGAAAAAUCAGGAAAAAAAGCAGGAAAAUUGGGGAAAAAAUGGGAAAAAUUGGGGAAAACUGAGGAAUAUUUGGGCAAGGAGGUGAAAAUGAAUUUUUUUUGUUUUUGCAGUGCAGAGAAGCGUCGGAGGGAGCAGGAGCAGCGCUACCUGGCCGAGCUGGCCGAGCUGCUCUCGGCCAACCUGGGCGAGCUCGACUCGCUCGGGGCCAAACCCGAGCAGGGGCAGAUCCUGAAAAAAACCGUGGACCAGAUCCAGCAGAUCAAACGGCUGGAGCAGGAAAAAACGACGGAUGACGACGUGCAGAAAUCGGACAUCUCCUCCAGCAGCCAGGGCGUCAUCGAGAAGGAGUCGCUGGGGCCGCUCCUGCUCGAGGCCCUGGACGGGUUCUUCUUCGUGGUGAACCGCGAGGGGCGGAUCGUGUUCGUGUCGGAGAACGUGACUCAGUAUUUGGGCUACGGGCAGGAGGAGCUGAUGAACUCCAGCGUCUACAGCAUCCUGCACGUGGGCGACCACGCCGAGUUCGUCAAGAACCUGCUCCCCAAAUCCCUGGUGAACGGGGUGCCGUGGCCGCAGGAGCCCUCGCGGCGGGGCAGCCACACCUUCCAGUGCCGGAUGCUGGUGCGGCCGCCGGACGAGGCGGGCGCGGAGCAGGCGGAGCUGCGGCAGCGCUACGAGGCCAUGCAGUGCUUCACCGUCAGCCAGCCCCGCGCCUUCCAGGAGGAGGGGGAAGAUUUCCAGUCGUGUCUGAUCUGCAUCGCCCGGAGGUUGCCGCGCCCGGCCCCCCCGGCCCCCACCGAGUCCUUCGUCACCAAGCAGGACACCACAGGAAAAAUCAUCUCCAUCGACACCAGCUCGCUGCGCGCCGCCGGCCGGACGGGGUGGGAGGAUCUGGUCAGGAAAUGCAUCUACGCCUUCUUCCAGCCCCAGGGCCGCGAGCCCUCCUACGCCAAGCAGCUCUUUCAGGAAGUGAUGACUCGGGGCACGGCCUUCAGCCCCUCGUACCGCUUCACGCUGAGCGACGGCUCCGUGCUGAGCGCCCACACCAAGUGCAAGCUCUGCUACCCCUCGAGCCCGGAGCUGCAGCCCUUCAUCAUGGGCAUCCACGUCAUCGACAGGGAUCACGGAAUUCUCUCCCCCCAGGACGCCCCCGGGCCGGGCCUGGCCCUUCCCAGGGUGAAUCCCAACGUUUCUCCGGCGCCGGGAAUGGCGCUGCCGCCUUCCCUCCCUCCAUCCAACGGCUCCGUCAUGGCCACGCCCUCCCCUCAUCCCGGCAAUUCCACCUCGGGCCAAGGGAAUUUCGGGAAUCCUCUGGGAUCCAACGUUGCCUUAAGCCAAACUCCCGGGAAUUCCCACCCUUUAUCCCACGGCAGCUCCCCCAUGAACAGCCCCGGAAUUCCGGCGCCGCAAUUCCUGUCGCCGCGGCACCGCGGCAGCCCGGGGUCGAUUCCCAGAUCCCGAGCUCCUCCCGGCAAUCCCUUCUCGCCAGCCAUGCACUCCCCGGCUUCCUCUUCCUCAUCCUCAUCCUCAUCCUCAUCCUCUGGGAAUUCCCGGCCUUUUCCCAACGCCGCGCUUCCGGAACCUCCGGCCAAUCCGGGAUUUUUGAGGCAGCCAAACUCCCAAAACUCUCCCGGCCGAGUCGGCGGCAAAUCCGACCCCAAGGACGGCAAGGAAAUCUCUUCCAUCCUCGGCGAGAUGAUCCAAGGGGAUCCCGACAAAACCUCGGAGCCGGGAAUUCCGCACGCCUCCGAGGGCGGUGACAACGCCGGGAAGUGUCCCCAAGGCACGAGCCACCGGCUGGUGCAGCUGCUGGCCAGCACGGCCGAGCAGCAGCUGCGGCACCACCACGCCGACGCCGACACCAGCUCCAAGGAUUCCUUGGUGUGCGCCGGCAUUCCCGGGAAUUCGGCGCCGCCUCCGUCCUGCCCGUCCUCGCACAGCUCGCUGACGGAACGCCACAAAAUCCUGCACCGCCUGCUGCAGGAGGGCAGCCCCUCCGACAUCCCCGGCCUGGCCUCAUCCUCAUCCUCAUCCUCCUCAUCCUCCUCCGAGCAGGACAAGAAGGAGAAUUCCAGUGGGAAUUCUGGUGGGAAUUCCGGCGGUGGGAAUUCCGGGCUGGCGGAGGCGGAGAAGAAGAAGGACUCCAAGGAUCACCAGCUGCUGCGGUACCUGCUGGACAAGGACGAGAAGGAGGCGGCGCCCGCGCUCAGCCUGGACGACGUCAAGGUCAAGGUGGAGAAGGGCGAGGCGGCCGAGCCGUGUCCGGCUCCUCCGGCCCCAUUCCCAAAAUUCCCGCCGGCCGACGAGGUCAAGAUGGAGGCGCCCGGACAGUUUGAUCCCAAGAUUUUUCCCGCCUGA
This is a messenger RNA of Serinus canaria (Common canary), 2366 nucleotides long. RefSeq names its product nuclear receptor coactivator 1 (gene NCOA1). Gene Ontology annotation, cellular component: nucleus. Gene Ontology annotation, biological process: positive regulation of transcription by RNA polymerase II; cellular response to hormone stimulus. Gene Ontology annotation, molecular function: protein dimerization activity; nuclear receptor binding. The record is from RefSeq and is a predicted model, not a curated record. NCBI's taxonomy places the organism in Eukaryota, Metazoa, Chordata, Aves, Passeriformes, Fringillidae.